UCCAAAUCCUGAUUUGGCCGACAGUAUAUGAAUGCAACAACAUGACUAAGCGGGAAAUUUGCAUUUCUUCUAUUUUUCCUCCUAAGAGGACGUCCACUUAAAACAUAUUAAUUGUUAAAGCAGUUAACUGGCACUAUCUAACAGAUGAAUUGUUGGAUAGACAUACUAUGCAAUUAUUGUGGUAAAUAUGACUUUCACACACACACACAGUGGAAUAGGUUUUAAAAUGUAAUUUACAGAAAUGUUUAGCUGUGUUUGUAGCAUGUGUAAUUAUUAUUCAAACCGAGUCUAAUAAUAAUAACCCUCUUAAAUUAAUGUAUAUAAAAUGGAUUUCUAUUGUGUCAUCAUUAUGUGUGGGAUUCCCAUUGGUUCAGGCCUGUUCUGAUGAGAACAUAGCCUAUGUUUGUAUACACCAUUUAAAGCUGAACUUAAUCUCCACUUUAAGUAAGUUACAACCUCCUGUUUGGGAUACUUCCCACAUCCUGACGUCAGCUGGAUGUGAGAUUUUUUCCUCCCCAUCCCACCCUCAAACUGACGCAUUCACAUAUCUGCUCUUCGACAGCAACCUGGGUCUCAGGUAUCCACACAUGAACACCAACAAUAUGCCACCUGAGCCUCUCCUGCAGCAGUGAUGCCUCUCUUCAGCCCUCCUGCCUCGUUCCUCUGCGUGCUGCUGUGCGUGUCCGUGGCCCUGCAGCGAUCCGACCUGCGCCUGGCUUACGUGACCCACACCAGCUUUUUCUACUACUCCUGCAGCCAGGACCCGCAACCCUGCAGCAUCUCGUCGCUAGCAGACUGCAGAUGCAAGGACAUCCAGCUUUCCGCGCUGCACCGCCCCCAGUCGCACUCGUCUCCUGUUUUCAGGAUGAGACGUUUAACAGUUUGGUUCACGUCGCCAUUGAACACGGCACGUCUGCUCAACAACUCGGAGGUCAGGCACCUCACCCUGGUCCACUGUGGCCCUGGUGGAUCCAGAGGGACGGCUUCUUCUUCUUCUUCCUCCUCCUCCUCCUCCUCCCCGGAGGGACAUUUUGCUGUGCAGCACCUGGAGAGGCUGACGGUGGUGAACCUGUCGCAGAGGCUGGCUCACCAGUGUCCAGUUGCAAACAGAGCCAAGAACACAGACUUACACACUGACCCAGACAGAGAUAACGGUGCUCACCUGGGCACAAAUAGAUACAACAGGGACAGAGACACAAACCAGGACCCGAGGAGAGAUUCCCUGGCUUUGUCCUCACCCCAGAUCCAAGACAUCUUCCUGGGCAGGGAGCUGGGAGCAGCUUAUCACGAACAGGCCAGACUGGGAAUCAUCCACAGCUCAGUGCUGGAGUGGGGAGCAGUGGUGAAAGCCUACACAGUCCAGACUCACAUAGACAAUGAUGGCAUGCUGCCCUUUCCUGACCUCCACCUACCGAAACUACCAGAGACAUCUGUCAUAUACGUCAGCUUUGUGUACUGAGACCAAGAUACUCUCUGAGUAGGGCGACGGGAGGCGGAUGAUUCAGAGUUUAGGAAUCCUGAAUUUCAGAAGUUUGGAUCUCAUUUGUUGUAGGUCUAAAGCUCUGGUUUAUAUUUUCUGUGGGGGAAAAAAUGGGAGCCAAAAUGUUCAUUAGUUUACAGACUGUGUUGCAUUUAGGGCUGGACUGAUAAAUAAGUUUCCUAAGAGAGUGAACACAAAGAAACAUUGAAACUGACCUAUUGAACUAUUGUCUAAACACCCUUGUAUUCUGUACUCCACGAUCCAUUUGUUUUCAGUACAAAGUAAAAACACGUUUUGGCACAAAUCUGCAAAUUAUGACUAUACAUAAAUAAACUAAAAUGUUCGCGUUCCUUGAGCUUUAAUCAUAGUUCUCCGAAGUGCCCCAAAAGUUUGCACAACUGUUGAUCAGCAUGUUGGAACAAAGUACGCCAGCUAAUGAGACCCUCUGUGGGGCCAGAGGAGCCCGUCAGCGUGCAAAUGUCGUCUAUCUUAAACUGAAGUCCGUUCAACAAAGGCUCUGCUGCCACUGCUGCAUUCACAGUGAACGUAACGCCAAAGACUGAUAUAUACUGUACCAAUACUUUUGUCCGCCUUUCACAACACCGCACGAGUCAGACGCACAGAAAGGACGCAGCGUCUCGCGUGUUUGGGCUAUCAAAGAGUUUUUGAAAGUUACGCAGAGUUCGAUCUGCGGCUGCGUUUAGCUUCGAGCACGAGAGCGAAAAGUACUGCGUGACGAAAGCGCGCUUCUACAAUUGAACCACAAGAUGGCAGCAGAUACGCGCGAGUCAAAGAGCCACAAGCGCAGAAAGCAGGACUCAGCGGACUGACAGGACGAGAGGAAGAGCUUCAUGUUUUCCCUCCUUCCUUUUAUUUAACACAUCUAUGAAGAAUCUAGUAAAGCUCGCACAUAACGAAGGUGUCGUCACGCAUCUCGGCUCUUUUAAAGCUUGCAAGGUUAUUGUGAUAUUUUUUCAGGAUAAAAACAUACUGU
Molecule: messenger RNA, 2474 nt
Organism: Scatophagus argus
Lineage: Eukaryota; Metazoa; Chordata; Actinopteri; Scatophagidae
Exons: 2
Coding region: 632-1459 (275 amino acids)
Source: RefSeq, a predicted model, not a curated record